AAUAAUAAUAAAAAAAUAAAUAUAUAUAUAUAGACAUCAUGUCAUCAAUAGAACAAAACAGACAAAACAAAAGGUGUGUGUGACAGAACAUUCAUGUGGUUUUCAGUAAUGAUAAAUGACAAUAUAUACUGUACAUGACAUAUAGGACAAAACUUCACACUUGUUCAAGCAGUUAUGUAAUAAAAUGUUGCCAUAUCCGGCUGAAGUUAUCAUUAGGACGUCGCAGAGCCAGUCUGAUCUUUUCUAGCUUCAAGAGUUGCAGCGUAUCAAGAGUUGCAGCGUAUGGUUCCUCUUUAUUGAAACCGCGUUCUCUCACUUCUCUCAUCCACUGUGAUCGUGUCGGGAUCAGUCGCUGGAGAAGCUUUUGACUUGUUUACUGUUCGUUUGUCUUUAUGACUUUAGCUUCGGUUAUUAGGAGUUCACCAGGUUUCAGGUCUGUUCUUCAGUAACAGACCCGGAGGAGCGGAGACCCGGUUGUUCGUUCUCACAGAAUGAAAGACAGAUGUCUGCGUUCAAGUCUCUGGUUGUGUGGAUCCUCAUCAUGUGGACUUUCACCACAGCAGAUGAUGAGGUCUCCUGUGUUUUAGAGGAGAGCUGCAUCUUACCCUGCAGUUUUCAACCUGGUCCAGACCCAGUCAUUUACUGGAUGCAGGUGAAACCAGGAAACACUCGUGUCCACUCCUACUACAGUGACAGAGACCAGUUUGAUCUCCAGAGUGAGCGCUUCAGAGGCCGGACAUCGCUGUUCACAGAUCAGAUCUCCAGAGGAAAUGCCUCGAUCAGGCUGACGGGGCUGCAGCUUCAGGACCUGGGCAGAUACGAGUGCUACACCAACACCAUCACUGGAGCCGGCAAGUCGUCAUUUAUCAACCUGAGAGCAGAUGCUCCGGUGCGUCACGUGGACAUUGAGCAGGUGGAGGACAGCUUCACCUGCCGCUCAGAGGGGAUCUACCCCGAGCCACAGCUCACCUGGUCCACCAGGCCUCCGUCCAACUUGACCCUUCAGAACCAAACCACAGUGAAGGAGACGGAGCAGCAGCUCUAUGAGAUCAGCAGCACACUGACACUGUCAGACAGAGACACUGUUCUGAUCUGCAGCAUCAGCACUCGCCAUGGCAGGAGGAGCGCGGUGUGGUAUCAACCCACUCCCGUCCGUGUGUCAUCGUUAAUAACAACAACAACAAUCCACUGCACUGCUCCAAACACCAAACCCCCGACACACUGGGUGUGGAAAUUCAACCACAGGCAGAUCAUUGUGAACCAGACCGGGGUCGAUGGCCUCCACAGCGUCUCAGAGCAGUGGAGGCAGCAGGUGGAGGAUGUGUCAGCGUCAGGCAGCCUCACGCUGCACCACUUAUCUUCAGAUCACCAGGGAACGUUCACCUGUGAACUCAGUAGUGAAGAGGAGACGCACUUCAUCAACAGCUAUGUGACGAUAGAGAAAGGUUCAGUUGUGGUCGGAGUCCUCGUUGUGUUUGUAGCAUUAGGAGCUGGAGCAGGAUUCUACUACUUUAUAAGACUGAAGAUGCUUCAGACGACACAUUUAAAAUACGGUGAAGGUGAACUCUCAAAGACUCAGUGUAAAGUUGUGGCCUCAGCUCUGAAGUCAGACCCCUCACUUCUGACCGAACUGGAUCUGAGGGUCAACGAGCUGCAGGAAUCAAGAGUGAAGGAGCUGUGUUCUGGACUGGAGAAUCCAAACUGUCGACUGGAGACUCUGAGGUGGGAGAACUGAGUGGAUCUGAGUGUGAAGAGGACAGUGUGUGUGGACGGAGGCUGAGCUGUGUCCUGAGGAUCCAGAGGCUGAAGCAGCAGCAGCUUGUGUGUAGAGCGGCUCUGACUGGGCCUUGUUGCUGGGAGGCAGAGUGGAGACAGAGCUCCAGAGGAAUCAGGAGGUUGUUGUAAUAUGUAACUUCACCACUAGAUGGCCCUCGCUACCCAUUGUGUUUAUUUACGUGAAGAAUGUGUCUGAGAGAUGAUGUCCUGAAGACAGUGGACAUGUUGGGCCUGUUGUGUUGAACAGUUUGUGUUAUUUUAUGGAGACACUUUUCUCAACUUAUAUUCUUAUAUUUAUAGUUUAUAGUAUGUCCACUUUGGACAAUUCCAAUGCACUACUUGCUAAUGACUUACUGAAAGCAGUGUUUUGAAAUGGUGUCAGUGCAAUCUGUCUUAAUAUAAGUCUGGUUGGUGGGGUUAGUAGGUCAAACCUAUUGUCAUAAUGACAAUAAGAUUAUUGUGUGGAGAGGUCAUCAUGUUAUGGCACAUUUAAUGUUUUAUUCAAAUGUAUUUUUAUAAACAACACGUCGUCCAAAGGAUCCGAAUUAUGGGAUAUACUUUGUACUUAUGGAGAAACGAUUUUGCUGAUCUAAUCUGCCGCUCUUUUACAAGACCCGAGCAGAGUGACACAUCUGUCUAACUUACGAAUAUUUCUUAAAUGAGAAUAUUUAUUUGUGUUACUUGUUCUUAAAGAGUUUCGAGGCUUCAGCAGCAGAGGAGUGAGAAGAGAAAAGAGUUUUUAUGAUGGACAAAGAGAAAACUACUGUUUUAUUAAAAUGUUUUUUUCAUAAA
Pleuronectes platessa (European plaice) is the source of this 2568-nucleotide messenger RNA. RefSeq lists its product as uncharacterized. The transcript is spliced from 9 exons. The record is from RefSeq and is a predicted model, not a curated record. Bases 503 to 1735 code for a protein of 410 amino acids. NCBI's taxonomy places the organism in Eukaryota, Metazoa, Chordata, Actinopteri, Pleuronectiformes, Pleuronectidae. Gene Ontology annotation, biological process: cell surface receptor signaling pathway; positive regulation of T cell proliferation; negative regulation of T cell proliferation. Gene Ontology annotation, cellular component: external side of plasma membrane.